AUGCUGAUAUCGGCGCGUAUUUCUGCGCUUUACACCACAUUUCCCAAAGUUCCUCGCUCCAGUUUCCCUCUGGGUGGGGUCUUCGUGGCAAGAGGGACUCACUCAGGACGCGACGGUCUGCCCAUACCUCCCCCAAUCCCGGUCAUCCAGGAUGCCGCCCACAGCGCAGAAGCGCGAACCUGGAUCCAGAGCUUCAAGAUGAAAGACAUCCCCAGGCACGCCGUGGAGCUCACCUUCUCGCGAAGUUCUGGGCCAGGCGGCCAGAACGUCAACAAGGUGAACACAAAGGCGACGCUCCGCUGCCCGCUCGACACGCCCUGGAUCCCCCUCUGGGCGCGCGAGCACCUCAAACACACCCCGGCGUACGCGUCGUCAUCGCAGUCGGUGCUGAUCACGUCCACCGUGCACCGUUCGCAAGCCCAGAACCUCACACGUUUCGAUCGUCGAUCGCUGCAGCUGCACACCUUGAUCGUGUCCGCCGCGUCCGCGGGUCUGGUGAACGAGCCGAGCGAGGAGCAGCGGAAGCGGGUCCGAGACCUCGAGAGAGCCGACAAGGCUCGGCGCCGGCUGGACCAGGAAAAGCGCAAGCAGGUCAAGCGCGGUCGAUCCAAGGGCGGCGACUGGGACUGA
Messenger RNA from Trametes versicolor FP-101664 SS1, 630 nucleotides. RefSeq lists its product as uncharacterized. Bases 1 to 630 code for a protein of 209 amino acids. The transcript has 4 exons. Gene Ontology annotation, biological process: mitochondrial translational termination. Gene Ontology annotation, molecular function: translation release factor activity. Lineage: Eukaryota; Fungi; Basidiomycota; Agaricomycetes; Polyporales; Polyporaceae. Gene Ontology annotation, cellular component: mitochondrial large ribosomal subunit. The record is from RefSeq and is a predicted model, not a curated record.